Molecule: messenger RNA, 2778 nt
Organism: Mytilinidion resinicola
Lineage: Eukaryota; Fungi; Ascomycota; Dothideomycetes; Mytilinidiales; Mytilinidiaceae
Product: putative beta-mannosidase
Exons: 8
Coding region: 1-2778 (925 amino acids)
Biological process (GO): glycoprotein catabolic process; carbohydrate metabolic process
Molecular function (GO): beta-mannosidase activity
Source: RefSeq, a predicted model, not a curated record
AUGAGACCACGUAGUACCCAAGCUGUUCUGGCGGCAUCGUUUGCAGCUGCAGGAAGCUGUCAUGAUACAUACUGCCAGCAGAACCUUAACCUCAGCACCGUUUCAUGGACCGUCUCGAACCCCAAUGGUAGUGUUUCGGUUCCUGGAAAAUUCCCCUCGCAAGCCCAUAUCGAUCUCUACGCGGCGGGAGUAAUCCCUUGGCCUCUAUACGGCCUCGGCGACUUUGACCUCCGAUGGGUCGCUUAUUCGAAUUGGACGUACACGUCGGAGGCAUUGAAGGGACUGAGGCAAGAUGCUGAUUCGACAUGGCUACUCUUUAACGGGCUGGACACGUUUGCAAGCAUUGAGUUCUGCGGUAAACAUGUUGCGGCCACCAACAACCAAUUCCGACAAUACUAUUUCGACGUUACUAGCCUCUUGAAGGAGUGCAAAAGCAACCCUGUUCUCAGCAUCAACUUUGGUAGUGCUCCUAAUAUUGCAGAUGCAAUUGCUGCAGAGCCAGGGCAAGAGACGUGGCCAUUUGGUGUUGAAAUUAACUACGAGUUUCUUAACCGCCAGUUCAUCCGAAAAGAGCAGAGCGAUUUCGGCUGGGAUUGGGGCCCAGCUUUUGCUCCGGUGGGACCCUGGUUGCCAGGAUCUAUUGUUCAACUCGCCGCUUCGGAAUUUCAUAUUCGAAAUUCCCUCGUAGACAUCUACCGCGAGGGUCAGCUCAAUUUGCUGCCGCCGGACCAGUCUCGCGACUGGGUCGUAAAAACGAGCUUGGAUGUUUUCGGGAAACUUCCUUCGGACGCUUCGUUGACGUAUAGUCUCCAAGAUGCCAGCGGCAAGACAGUUGGCGAGGGCAGAUUCGAGAACGUUACAUCUGACAGCAGUACGAUCACCGGAAGCGUGGUCAUUCCAGCGGAUUCAGUUAACCUUUGGUGGCCUGUGGGAAUGGGUCCACAGACGUUGUACAGUCUGAAAAUUGCUGUUGACAGCAAUGGUAGGACGGUCAACGAGGUCACCAAGCGUGUUGGUUUCCGAACGAUCGUCUCGAACCAAGGGCCUAUCACCCAAGAGCAGCUCGACAUGGGCAUCGCACCAGGCAACAACUGGCAUUUCGAGAUCAACGGGCAUGAGUUCUAUGCCAAAGGUUCAAACCUCAUUCCUCCGGACGUUUUCUGGGCCAAUGUUACCGAAGCUCGGAUAAAACAAUUGUUCGAUUCUGUCGUCAUCGGAAAUCAGAAUAUGCUUCGAGUUUGGUCGUCCGGAGCUUACUCACCCGACUUCAUGUAUGACCUUGCGGAUGAGAUGGGAAUUCUGCUAUGGAGCGAAUUCGAGUUCGGAGAUGCCCUUUACCCAGUUGAAAAAGAGUUCCUUGACAACGUGAAAGAUGAAGUAUACUACCAAGUCCGACGGAUCAAUCACCAUCCUUCACUUGCCUACUGGGCCGGUGGCAACGAACUCGAGAACCUAGAGUUGUAUGUUGUCGAAAAUGCUGCUCCGAAAGAGCUAGAUCGGUACACGGCCGAAUACGAGACUCUGUUUCUUGACACGAUUGUGCCUAUUCUUUUCGGAAACUCGAGGAGUAUUUCGUACUCUCCCAGCAGUACAAGCAAUGGAUACCUGGAGUUGGACUUUUCGCUGCCUCAGCCGAUAACCGAAAGAUAUAACAACAAAACCCCUGGCUCGAUUUAUGGCGAAACAGACCACUACGACUAUGACUCCACAGUAGCCUUCGACAUAUCGUCGUAUCCAAUUGGACGAUUCGCAAAUGAGUUUGGUUUCCAUUCGAUGCCAUCCUUAGAGAGUUGGCAGCAGCAGAUUGACCCCGCCGACCUCUACUUCAACUCCUCCACGAUCGUACUGAGGAACCAUCAUUAUCCACCUAUGAAUACCAAUACAUCAAACUAUGCAAACAGUACCAAAGGCAUGGUUGAGAUGACCCUAGCCGUCGAGCGAUGGUAUCCGGCGCCUCAGAAGGAAGACCCAAUCGCCAACUUUUCCGCCUGGUGCCACGCAACGCAGAUAUUCCAAGCCGAUUACUACAGCUCGCAGAUUCAGUACUACCGCAGCGGAAGUGGACGGCGUGAGAGGCAACUUGGAUCGCUGUACUGGCAGCUGGAGGAUCAAUGGCAAGCACCAACCUGGGCCGGGAUUGAAUAUGAUGGGCGAUGGAAAGUCCUCCAUUAUGUUGCAAGAGACAUCUACCAGCCAGUCAUCGUCUCGCCGUUCUUCAACGCGACGACGAAGGAUUUUGAGGUCUGGGUUACCUCCGAUCUUUGGUCUUCAGUCAAAGGCGCCGUCAACCUGACAUGGUACGAUUGGUCUGGAAAGCGCCUGGACAUCGCCACGCCUGUCACUCUGCCAGUGACAGUCGGCGCAAUCAACUCAACCAAAGUCCUCCAAACCAACACGAACGACAUCCUCAAAAACCACGAUCCUCUAGACGUCGUCCUCGCCAUGUCCGUUUCAGUCGAAGGCCAACUCCCUAGCUCGAAUACCACCCAAACUCUCACCCACACGAACUGGUUCCACGCUGCGCCCUUAUCCGUCGCUCACAUUGUCGAUCCCGGCCUCAAAAUCACCCCCGGCAAGGACAGCUUCACCAUCGAGGCCACCACGGGCGUCGCUGCCUGGGUCUGGCUUGACCACUCCGCAGGCGUGAUGGGGUAUUUCGACUCCAAUGCAUUCUGGCUCGCUCCAGGAGAAAAGAAGGAGGUUGGGUUCACGGUGACGGGCGGCGAGUGGAUCGAUGGGACAACGGUGCAGAGCCUAUGGGACUUGACGCUCCCUUGA